AGUCCGUCUUCGAAGGCAGGAAAGUAGGCAUUUAAUUUUCAAUGCGAAUCGUUCUUUCGACGAAUCAUUCUCUUGACAGAUUUGCUCAAAAACUCUCGCAAACUGAUUCAAAAUCAGCAUGAUCUGUGACUCAUUUCACACAUGUGUCGAGUCGCGGUCAGGAUGAGGCUCCGCCUGCUCAGCGGGCACUUCAGCUGACGCUCAAUGUAGCCCUUCUAACGUCGAUGUAUUCUGUCGGCAGACUCGUUCAGCUGACUCUGGUUAAGAAGAUAUAUGAGUGGUCAAAAUCAACGUCGGGUUUAAAAUUUACGCCAAAGUGGAACUGGUUGGGUGUUUUCGCAAUGGGUAAUUCAAGUGGGCACAAUACUAUGACUAUCCCGCCAGGAAAAGGACCCCACAAAGUGGGAUGCUCAGACCUGAUGGUGGGCCACACAGUACAUGGUACAUUCUUGAGACUCUACUAUCCCUGCCAAGCAUCCGAGAAUCCUCAGCUGCCAGACUGGGUCCCGUGCAGAGAGUAUUUCAACGGCCUUGCAGACUUUAUGAAGAUAAACAGAGCACUGAGUGAAAGAAUUUUCAACUACCUCUUUGGGUCUUGUAAAAUCCCAGCCGCAUGGAAUGCAUCAUUUAAACCGGACGAGAAAUAUCCUGUAAUUAUCUUCUCUCAUGGACUGGGAGCUUUCAGGUCAUUGUAUUCAGCCAUAUGUGUUGAACUGGCGUCGCAGGGCUUCAUUGUUGCUGCCGUGGAGCACAGGGAUGAAUCUGCCUCAGCAACAUUUUACUUCAGAGAACACAAUGAGCCAGGAACAAAAAGGCAUCCAUCAUGUGACAUCGCCAAGCCUGUGUCUGAUAAUCUGGAGGAGGUUUGGAUGUACUACAGGUUGCUGAAAACAGGCGAGAAUGAGUUUCCUCUAAGAAACAAGCAAGUAAAGCAAAGAGCAGAUGAAUGCAUCAGAGCCUUGGAUAUUCUCUUUGACAUUAAUUCAGGAAAGUCUGUGGAGAACGUCUUGCAGUCCAACUUUGAUCUGUCAACAAUGGAGAAUUCCAUGGACCUGUGUAGAAUAGCGGUUAUGGGACAUUCUUUCGGAGGCGCGACGGUGAUCGAAUGUUUGUGCAAGGAUGUCAAAUUCAAGUGUGGCGUGGCACUGGACACCUGGAUGUUUCCCCUGGACGAAGAGAUCUUCCCAGGAGUGAAGCAGCCAAUCUUUUUUAUUAACUCUGAAAAAUUCCAGUGGAUUGGGAAUAUCAUCCGAAUGAAGAAGCUGGACUCUGCCAUCAUUCCCAGAAAAAUGAUAACAAUCAAGGGGACAGUCCAUCAGAGCUUCCCAGAUUUCACAUUUCUUACCGGGAACUGGAUUGGAAGGCUCAUGAAGCUCAAAGGAGAGAUUGAUCCACAUAUAGCCUUGGAUCUUUCCAACAAAGCAACUUUGGCUUUUCUUCAACGCCACUUGUCUCUGGACAGAGACUUCAAUAAGUGGGAUCCUUUAAUUGAUGGAAAAGAUGACAACUUGAUUCAAGGAACCAAUAUUGUUAUACCACAAUCAUCUAUUUAAUCGAAUAACAUGAAAUGUGUAUCAGUUCAGUGAUUUUGUAAUGUUGCAAAUGCACAUGUAACAAAUAGAGUCAGAAGAUUACAUGAGGAAACGCCAAUCUAUUUUUGAAAUUUCAUAAAGGAAACUAAAUAUUGACUGCUGUGUAAGAGUACGAUUGACUUUGCACUAUUGAUUAGAUGGUUUUCUUAUGUAAAUUAAAUUUUUUCAAACGGGGCAAAACUACAAACUCUACAGGAUGACUUAUGGAAGGUACCAGCUACAUACAAAAAAAUUAACACUUCACCGUCCUGUUAUGUGCCUUAAUUUUUAGUUAUGUAAAGCAGAGGUUUUUAUAUCAAUGCAAUGCUUUCAAUGAAUUCUGUGACCGACGUUACAAGGAGGCAGUUAGCAGACAACCAAUAUUUAUAUAUGGUAUAUAUAAAUAUAAGUACCAUACUGUGAAAUGUAUUCCUCAUUGCCCAUUUGUGUUGCCCUAUAUUGAGAACAAUUUUAACAAGAUCAUCUCUGGAUCUGUAACUAAAACCUGUGAUUUCCUGAUUUGUAUGUCAUUGAAAUCAAUUUUUACACUACUAAUCUCUGGGGUUUUUUAAAAAAAUGCUAUUCUGUAGGAUUUCAUUAUCUCUUGAUUCCAGUAUAGCCACAAAAAUGCACAAGUUUUUUUCUUAUGUAUUUGUUUAUUAAACAGAAUAUUUUACCUUUGGUAUUUGUUUUUAUUUUCACUUAUACAAAAAGUCUGAAUAAUAACAUUAAGAAAUGUUCAUGUAAGUGCUGCACAAAAAGGGUGCAUAUUUAUUAAAGAAAAAUUAAACCAGUUACCACAAUGCAGCAAACUGCUUUUUCACCACAAAUGUAAACUUUUAAGAGCAUCUGAACAAAUAACAAAAUCCUUGGACAAAGUACAAUUUGGAAACAGUUUUAGAAAUCCAAUAAGGAACCCAAUGAAAGGCUGUGUAAUAAAUGGGAAGGAAAAACAAAACAAAA
Megalobrama amblycephala (Wuchang bream) is the source of this 2534-nucleotide messenger RNA. RefSeq names its product phospholipase A2, group VII (platelet-activating factor acetylhydrolase, plasma) (gene pla2g7). The record is from RefSeq and is a predicted model, not a curated record. Gene Ontology annotation, molecular function: 1-alkyl-2-acetylglycerophosphocholine esterase activity. The transcript is spliced from 11 exons. Bases 225 to 1553 code for a protein of 442 amino acids. NCBI's taxonomy places the organism in Eukaryota, Metazoa, Chordata, Actinopteri, Cypriniformes, Xenocyprididae.